UUUUCUUUACACACAAUUGUUCCGUUUUCCGUUUGCUUUCUUUUCGCAUGUGUUUUGGAUAUUUUUGUUUCUAUUUUUCAACCAAUUUCGUGUGUUUUUGGGAUUUUAAUUGUGUUUUCUGUCCAUAAUUCCCGAAUUUAAAAUCUAGAAAAUGAAUACCAAAGUCGAAGGUAAAGGUGAGCCUGAGAUUCAACAGCAAAUGAAUCGAAUUCGGGUUACACUCAACAGUCCAGAUGUCAAAAAACUUGAAAAAGUUUGUUCCGAUUUGAUUCGUGCGGCUAAAGAAAAUGCUGUUCAAGUAAAUGGACCAGUACGUAUGCCAACAAAAACGUUGCGAAUAACCACACGUAAAACGCCUUGCGGUGAAGGUUCAAAAACAUGGGAUAGAUUUCAGAUGCGUAUUCAUAAACGUAUUAUUGAUCUGAAAAGUACAUCAGAAAUUGUCAAGAAAAUUACCGCCAUCGGUAUUUCACCAGGUGUCGACAUUGAAUUCACUAUCGCUAAUUCUUAAACGUCACAUUAACAAAUAUUUUUUUGUAUAAUUUACGCUAAUAAAACAUGAUGACAAAGAAAUAAAUUCCUUUGAAAAAUUC
Dermatophagoides pteronyssinus (European house dust mite) is the source of this 593-nucleotide messenger RNA. RefSeq names its product ribosomal protein S20 (gene RpS20). Gene Ontology annotation, biological process: translation. Lineage: Eukaryota; Metazoa; Arthropoda; Arachnida; Sarcoptiformes; Pyroglyphidae. The record is from RefSeq and is a predicted model, not a curated record. Gene Ontology annotation, molecular function: structural constituent of ribosome. Gene Ontology annotation, cellular component: small ribosomal subunit; ribosome.